AUGAGAAGACGGCGUGGCCCGCUGCCCAAGCUCCGCUUUACGCCUUGGAAUCGGAGCCCACCCGAGACAGCGGGGUUGUCGAACUUCACGUGCUCCGCAGAGCCGGCACCACGAGCCAUCGACGCCGUCAACGCGCUCCAGCACCCCAGCAUCUUCCAGUUAUUGAACAAAAGACCGGAUCCGCCGUCUUCAAGAUCCGGAAAGGGAGAACCGCGAAUGCCUGAUCCGGGGAUCGACGGAAGCGAGGAAGAGAGGCCGUCGACGCUGGCGCUCCGCAGAGCCCCACCGCCAGAGGAGGAGACUGCCCCCUUCCGAGCCCGGCCCGGCCGCGCCACCACCUCCAGAGCGCCACCGGCGGGAAGCCCAACUACGCCUACGCUAUAUACACGCCGCGGAUCAGGAUUCCCCCGUCCUCCCGCCGUCGAAACGGCAGUCGGAGGGCAAGGAAAUCGCCGACCCGGCGGCGGCGAGGUGGCACGGUCGGAGUCGCCCAAGAAAUCGCCUCUCUCGAACAGUGACGGGAGAGGAUAA
Lolium perenne is the source of this 531-nucleotide messenger RNA. The record is from RefSeq and is a predicted model, not a curated record. NCBI's taxonomy places the organism in Eukaryota, Viridiplantae, Streptophyta, Magnoliopsida, Poales, Poaceae.